Messenger RNA from Pelmatolapia mariae (spotted tilapia), 1860 nucleotides. RefSeq names its product phosphoglucomutase-1-like. Gene Ontology annotation, molecular function: magnesium ion binding; phosphoglucomutase activity. NCBI's taxonomy places the organism in Eukaryota, Metazoa, Chordata, Actinopteri, Cichliformes, Cichlidae. The transcript has 12 exons. Gene Ontology annotation, biological process: carbohydrate metabolic process. Bases 32 to 1738 code for a protein of 568 amino acids. Gene Ontology annotation, cellular component: cytosol. The record is from RefSeq and is a predicted model, not a curated record.
AGACACGAACCUGAAUGUGAGAUAUCUUCACAUGAAACUAAAGGAGUGGUCUGAAUGUAGGAGAGGGAUCCAGGGGAUGUCAGCCCCCUACCCAGACCAGCGACCCAGCACCAACGGCCUGAGGAGAAAGGUCUAUGUGUUCCAGUCCAGGAGGAACUACCUGCACAACUUCAUCCAGAGUAUCUUCUCUUCCAUUGACCUGCGCGAUCGCCAGGGUUCAACCAUGGUGGUGGGGGGAGACGGACGCUUCUUCAAUCGAACGGCUACUCAGGUCAUUGUGCAGAUGGCAGCUGCCAAUGGGGUGGGUCGUCUGAUCAUUGGACACCACGGGAUAAUGUCCACGCCAGCCGUCUCCUGUAUGAUCAGGAAAUGCAAAGCCAUCGGAGGCAUCGUUCUCACUGCCAGCCACAACCCCGGUGGACCUGAUGGAGACUUUGGCAUUAAGUUUAAUACUGCAAAUGGAGGCCCAGCCAACGAAGCAGUCACAAACAAGAUCUUUCAGAUCAGCAGGACCAUUGAGGAGUUUCCCAUCUGCCCUGGACUACAAGUGGAUCUGACAACCAUGGGAAAACAGACCUUUGACCUGGAGAACAAGUUCAAGCCAUUCACAGUGGAAAUCGUAGACUCUGUGGAGUCCUACGCUAACAUGCUGAGGAACAUCUUUGACUUUGCUGCUCUGAAGGAGCUUCUGUCUGGCAAGAACCACUUCAAGAUAAGACUGGAUGCCUUGCACGGAGCGGUAGGACUCUACGUGAGGAGAAUACUGUGUGAUGAGUUGGGUUGUCCUGCCAGUUCUGCCAUUAACUGUGUCCCUAAGGAGGAUUUUGGAGGUCAACACCCAGAUCCUAACCCCAUAUACGCUACAGAUCUGGUUGACAGCAUGCGAGACGGACAGUAUGAUUUUGGUGCAGCAUUUGAUGCCGAUGGGGACCAGAACAUGAUCCUUGGUAAACAUGGCUUCUUCGUCACCCCAUCUGACUCCGUGGCUGUGAUUGCUGACAACAUUUUUUGCAUCCCGUACUUUCAGCAUGCAGGGGUGAGAGGUUUUGCUCGUACUAUGCCCACAAGUGCAGCAUUAGACAGAGUAGCCAAGGCAACGAAAAUCGAGCUAUAUGAAACUCCCACUGCCUGGAAGUUCUUUGGGAACCUCAUGGAUGCAGGCAUGCUGUCUUUGUGUGGAGAGGAAAGCUUUGGUACAGGAGGAGACCAUAUUCGUGAGAAGGAUGGGCUUUGGGCUGUGCUGGCAUGGCUGUCUAUCCUGGCCACCAGAAAGAAGAGUGUGGAAGAUUUAGUUAAGGACCACUGGCUAAAAUAUGGAAGAAACUACUUCACCAGGUAUGACUACGAGAAUGUAGACAUAGAUGCAGCAUGUGAAAUGAUGGAGGAUUUGGAGAUCACAAUCACCGACAAGACCUUUGUGAGGCAAAGAUUUGCUGUGGAAGACAAAAUCUACCAGGUGGAGAAAGCAGACAGCUUUGAGUAUGCAGACCCGGUAGACGGCACCAUUUCCAGGAACCAGGGGCUGCGGAUAAUCUUCUCUGAUGGUUCUCGAAUCAUCUACAGACUCAGUGGGACCAGUUUUGAUGGGGCAACAGUUCAAAUCUAUCUCGACAGCUACGAGAAAGAACACGUUUUUGGGGAUGCACAGGUGAUGCUGGCACCCCUUGCCACUAUCGCUCUAAAGAUUUCUCAGCUUCAUCACAGGACCGGUCGAACUGGUCCAUCUGUCAUUAUAUGAUUCCUUAUCAAUUGACAAAAUAACGCUCUUUUUUAAGUUUUACCAUCCUGUUUUUUGUGUUUGUGUUUGUUUUUUAUAAAGGAAGUCUCAAAUCCAGUUGUAGCUACAUAUUAUGCAAAAGU